This is a messenger RNA of Prinia subflava (tawny-flanked prinia), 4194 nucleotides long. Its product is annotated as mucin-2-like. The record is from RefSeq and is a predicted model, not a curated record. The transcript has 5 exons. NCBI's taxonomy places the organism in Eukaryota, Metazoa, Chordata, Aves, Passeriformes, Cisticolidae. The coding region runs from base 112 to 1407 and encodes 431 amino acids.
GGGGUGUCCUGUCCGAACCAGGAGUGCCCGCUCUGAAGACGCCAAGGCCGGUGUCGGAUCCUGUACCAAGGGUGUCCUGACCGAACCCGGAGUGCCGGGGGCCAACUGGUGAUGCUGGCGGCGGUGCGAACCGAACCGAGAGUUGCGAACCGAACCGAGAAUGCCGGGGCCCGAAUCAGGACUGGACCAGGGGUGCGCUGUCCGACACGGAGAUGUGGGGCAGCGGGCCGGCAGCUGCCCCCUCCCCGCUCCUCCGGGGCCGGCCCACGCUCCUCCCGCCCCGCCCCGGCCGCCGGCCCGCCCCGGCGCCGCCCCGGUGCCGCCGGCGGAGCCAGCGCGGAUCGGCCCAGCAUGGAGGGGACGCGGCGCGCCCUGCUCCACCUCGCCGCCGCCUGCUGCCUGCUCUGCGCCCUGCCAGGAGAGGGUCAGAAGACAGCAGGGUCAGAAGAGGCCUCGGUGUCACCAUCACCUUUUCCUAGCACAGUGCUAACCUUGCAUCAGCCAAGGGAAGCCUCUGAGUUCAGUCCAGUGACUAGUGCCAUUCCUCAGACAAGCCUGGAGAAAAACUUGACUGCUGCAACACUCAGCAGCACUGGGCCCCACGCUACAGAGGAGGACGAUGCCUUCAUCCCCACCACCCCCAUGGCAGGCUCCAAGGAAGAGAGACAGCAGGCUUCUACCACUGCCAGUCCUGGGAAUAUCACAGUUACACAUCCUGAGCAUGACAACAUGAGCUUGUCAGCCAACAGCAGCACUGAAAUCCCCUCCCCUGCCUUGACUGCCAGCACUCUGGAAGAAAACCAGCCCAGCCAUGAAGCCACAGAGCCUUUCAGCACAACUGAAGAAAGGGAUGAUGCAACCCCCACACCUCCUCUGAACACUGUGCCAGCAACAGCUAACAGCUCUCAGUCAGGGCUUUUUGAUGGGCACACCCUGGAGCCCACAGCAGCGAGGUCUGAAACCAAGCCAGGAACGAGCCCUGUGGGUGCCACAGAGGAGAGCACUGUGGAGCCCAGACCUUCCUCUGCUCCCAUCUCCACUGUAGGGAGCACGUCCUUAGCUACUGCCUCUGGUACUGUGACAGUGACACCCCUCAUGACCAGCUCCACGUCUGCCAGCACAGCUGCCAUCCCCACCAGCACACCCACACUGGCACAGACAUUGGAGUCCAGGCAUGAGAAGGCUUCUGUGGUGGAUGUUGGUGAUGAUGAGAAUUCAGAGCUACCCAAUCUGGCUGGUAAAACGAGGGCUGAUCCCUUGGUGAUCACCGUGAUCUCCGUCUUCAUUGUCAUGGUGGGCAUCCUGGGCCUGGUGGGCUUCUUGCGCUACCGCCAGCACCACAACCGCAUGGAGUUCCGGCGCCUGCAGGACCUGCCCAUGGUCCCUCUACUUCCAUCCAAGGUUUGAAUCAAGACAGCAAGUCUCAAGGCUGGGUACUAAAGAAGCUCUCUGCCUUCCCCUCACUCUGCAGGGGAAUGCUGAGAGGUUAGAGAGAGGAAGGAGAGCUCCAUCCAGGCUUGUCCUGAAAUGACACCUUCCUAACCUCUCCUCCUGUUUUCUGAUAUAUUUGCUUUGUAACUAUGACAAAGCAGAUUUUAUGCUCUGUUCCAGGGAGGUUGUCUAUCUGUCUGUAAUUGACCCUUUGUGAAUAUAAAAAUAUAUGAGGGUUCCAGAGGCUGGACUACCUCUGGGGAAGCUGCAAAUAAUUCCCUGGACUUUCUGGCAUAGAAGAGUACUGCAGCUAGCAAGCAAGCUGAUGCUGUUUCAAGCUGAGUGGAGUUUUCAACAGCCAGAGUUUUCCACAUCCCUGCAGCAGGCAGGCAGUUCCUGCACACACCUCUUCUCUCCAAAUGCUGCAGCAGGAGGGAGACUGACAGUUCAAAGAUCCAGGAACUGCACAGUGACAGCAUUUAGGUGGAUGGCUGGGCAGAGGCCACACUGUGGCUGAGAAAGCUGUGCUGCCUGCACAGCAGUCUCCCAGGCUGCGACCAUGAUGCCAUUGUGCAGACAUCUCAUUAAAGCACCCUCUUCUCUGCUUCUAGGAUGACAUGAUGGAGGACACCCCUCUCUCCCUCUACAGCUACUAGGCAACCAAGCUAUCCACUGCCCAGAGGAAAAGACCUUGAGGACUUGGUCCCAGACGAUCUGCUGAGGAAUGAGGGGCUGUGAUUUGCACACAACUGAAAGAUCUUUUUCAGAUGGUUUUUGAUUUUAGACAGUUUAAAUAGUUCAGUGUUGAAGUUUCUAUGCUGCAAAUCAGAGCCCAAGUCUGACCCUUUUCUCCAGGCUCUCCUCAAAGCAACACCUGAAGAGGUGUCUCCUCCUUUUAGUGUGGCAACCAAUUAGCCAGGAUGGCCUUUGCCUUGGUGUUCUGCAUGGAUCUCUUGUGUUCAUCUUGGUGGCUGCUGCCUUCAAAGGAGGUGGGCAAGUGAUCCAGACUAGGGCUCUUAACACUGGUGGUGUAGCACAGUGCCAGCAAAGGAACUGCUGUUUUCUGAGGAAGCCAAGGAUGUGGAAAUCAGUUCUCUUGGGCUCCCUCUUGUUCUGUAUUUUUAAGGUUGUUUGUUUGGGGGGUUUUCUUGCACUUUUUUUUGUUCUUGUUUCAGCUUUAGUCCCAGGAUUGGCAUUACCCAUCCUGCAACACCUACCAGAAGGAUAAAAGACUACUCUUCUUCCUUCCUAGAUGCAUACCCUUUCUCUUUAACCAGAGAAAACAAUUUUGUGGCCACUGGAGAAGUGCCCCUGCUACUUGAUGUUGCUUUGAAGUUGCUGGGAGGAAAAUGAACACAAUGUUAGCUUAACUGAGCUUGGUAGGACUCACUCUAUUGCCAACUAGACACACUAAUUUGGUCUCACCAAAAUUAGGAAACCGUGUCUCCUACACUUGAAGCUCUUGGCAUAUGUGUAAACUCCUUUCCCAGGCCCAGUAAAUGCUCUAGUCCAUUUCCCUGCCUGGGCUAACACAAGCCUUUCCUCAGGUACCUCCCAUUUUGCUUCUAGCAUCUGAUUGCUGGAAGUUAUUGUACAAAACUGGUAUUUUGCUCUCUCUCCUGUGCUAUGCAAGGUCAAAGCUCCUCUACUUUGUGAUGUUGGUCUUUUGAGCCAGUUGGUGUCUUGUCAUAAGGACAGAUCUUGGAUGUAGGUGCCUUCCUCCCCCUCCGUUUCUUGGUGUUAUGCUGAUUAGAUUCUGCACUUUUGCCUCAGAAUAUCACUGCUGUAGACUGUCCAAGGCUCUUAGGGCCUCUCAAGGAAACCCAUAGACCAGAGCCUCUGAGUGUAAAACAGAGAAUCUUUUGGUGCCCUUGCCUCAAAAUUGUCUUCAUGUAAUUACACCUGCUCCUGUUUUCUCACAUUUGGCUGCUGGUAAAUGGAAACACAUGCCUUCUCUAGAGUGUUUGGUUUUUGGCUAAGCCAGUUGCUCCCUCAGGAUACAGCAAGGGCUAGGAUUUAUCUGCCACAUUGCUCUUACAAGCCUCAGUUUCUCCUCUCCUCUCAGUAGCAACAUCACUGAACCCCACAAAGGACAGAUACCAGGCCUCACUUGCAAAAAUACCUUUUUUCUUCCCAGUGCUGAUGUUGGUUGUUGUAGCAGGGAAAGGGGAAUUUCCCCAUCAGCUGAGCUCAAGUUACUGGAAAGCCCAAAGGUGGAGCAGAACCUGGGUCUGGGUCAAAUAGAUGAACUGGGGAAGGCAGCAUCUCCUCCUGCCUGCGGUGCUGCUUCCAGAGUGGCUGACAAAUGGCUGCAGUGCAGUUGGGGUUCAGCUCUUGGCUUUGGCCUUCCAUCUGUCAAGAGGGUUGGUUCUCUCCUGUGAUUGCAUGAGAACUAAAGAGCAAUUGUCACAACUCCAAAGCUUUUGUAUCAAGCAUUGUCUGCACAGAGCGAUCUCCCUAGCUACAGACUUGUUUCCCCUGCCGGAGGGCAGGGUGCUACUGGUUUUCAGCACAAAGUUGGCAAGUUAGUGGUGGAAAAUAGAACCCCAUCCUGCCUGGAACUGGUGCAGGCUGGCAUAUCUGGGAAGUGUGUCUGCACACAAUCAAAAGGGCAGGGGCUGGUUCUUCUGGUUUCCCAUGCAUCGCUGUCCAGGGGAAAGGGGUGAGGAGGAAAACUCACCCAACACCAAAGUGCAACUUUGUUUGUAAAAUAUGUUGAUAGUGGAUUUUUUUUUCUGCAAUAAAGUUACAAAUGCCAGAAGU